CAUUUUUGAGGCGAAAUACCCAACAGGCAGUUUGUAAAAAAAUUAAACUAGUAGUUUUGAUAGCAUUUAAGGGAAUAAAGCCAUUGAUAGUUUUCAAUGCACUCAUUAUUAUCUGCUUUCAGCGUCCUUCAAGUCCACAAAUGCGCCAGUUGUCUUUAGGAAACAUGUUUGUUUUCCGGUUUCGCAAUUGAUAGCAAUAAUCCCAUUCUCGUUAACUGAGUGCGGGCAAAUCAAUCAAACAUUCCGAUUACAGCUUAGUUGGAAAAUUGGAUUGCAAAUACGCGCCUCUUUUAGUAUCUAGAUGAACCCCCGAUAUUUACACACCAAAUUAUUGGCGAUUAAUUCAAGCAGAUUAAUCUGGGCGAAAGAAGCCAAAUUCGAUUCUAAUCGCUUUCAACAGGAUAAUUGGUAGUAAUGCGGAAAUUCGUGCUGGUUUUGUGUGUUCUGGUUGUACUGGGCACUUUGCGGGGGAUUAGUUGCACAACCUUAACAUGGGAAGAGUUUGUCGAUAUGGUAAGAAGGCGCCCGAUGCCUGAAAAGUACGAGUUCAUCAGGGAUAACUAUCUAAGAGGCUACGAGCUGGCGCGCAAAAAACCGGAAGAUAUCCAGGUGCUGGAUCGGGAAAGCGAGCUGGCCUUAGAAAUGUUCCAAUUGGUGAUUCGAAAGGAAACCCGCAAUAGUAAGGAGGACGUUGAGCGCCUACUUACCAUGUCAACCAUUUGCUUCCCCUUACCAAUCGGUUGCAUCGACCCAGGCGAUUCAGGGCUUCGCCCCAUGCAAAUUAUGUUUUAAGUAAUUUUGUGCAUUUUAACAAUAGACUGAGUAAUUUUGUAUAUUUUGACAAUAAAUGUCUCACCUCCCAAA
Molecule: messenger RNA, 864 nt
Organism: Dendroctonus ponderosae (mountain pine beetle)
Lineage: Eukaryota; Metazoa; Arthropoda; Insecta; Coleoptera; Curculionidae
Exons: 3
Coding region: 415-792 (125 amino acids)
Source: RefSeq, a predicted model, not a curated record